GGCAUAUCCUUUAACGCCUGACAUAAAAUGCACCUUCAGGUAGAAAAGCAAUGUAUUUUGUUGUUUGAAAGAUAUACAAAAGCCUUAAACGACAUCAUGUAGACUUAAAUAUUUGGACUUUUUCUUUAUCAAUCUCGUGGCGUGGCAGAGAUUGACGUCAUUAAACACAGGCAAUAUUAUGGGCACCUCCAAUGAAUGUUUACUUAUGAAUCGGACGAAAUGUUUGAAUUCUCCAGGAUGGAAUAUUGUCAGCAUUACAUUUCAACAAAUGAACACAAAUGAAUGUUUCUUGGUGACAUUGGAGACAAUUUAGCCGUCUUUGGCGUUCAUGAAAGCCCGUUGAAUGGCGGAGGAGGUGGAAAACUUCUUUGGCGUCUACAUGCUAUACUGCCUCAACCCCAAAUUUAAAGGGCGAAUCUACAUCGGCUUCACGGUGAACCCUGAACGCAGGAUUCGACAACAUAACGCCGGGCGACACAAAGGAGGUGCCAAGAGGACCAGCGGUAAAGGACCAUGGGAGAUGGUCCUCGUCAUACAUGGCUUUCCCUCGGACAUUGCUGCCUUGACAUUUGAGUGGGCGUGGCAAAACCCGCACUCCUCCAGGCGUCUGGCCCACGUCUCCCGCCGCACCAGGAAGGAGUCCAGCCUGCAGUUCCACUGGCGCGUGGUCUCCAACAUGCUGCGCGUGGCCCCAUGGAGCAGGCUCCCGCUGACGGCCCGCUGGCUCAAGCAGGAGUACAAAGUGGACUUUGAGCCCGCUCUGCGCCCACCGCCGCACGUCUCCGUCACCUUCGGGCCUGUCCGAGCCAAGAAGCAGCGGCUGGUGGACACGUGUGAAGAGCAGGAGGUGACUUCCAGGUGUUUUCUCUGCCAAGGCCUGGUCAUGACUCGAGAAAAGCUCAGUUGCGUCCACGCGUCGUGCGGAAUGCGCAGCCACGUGAUCUGCCUGGCCAAGCGUUUCCUGCGGCCCGAGCCGUCCCACCUGCUGCCCGUGGAGGGCCGCUGUCCGUCCUGCCGCCGCGCCGUGCUAUGGGGGGACCUCAUCCGACUCAAGCGAGGUUGCGCCGACUUGACCGCAUCCCACGUAAGUCACCCUGACGCUAUUCACACGCAUCAAGCAUGUCCACUCAUGUUGGCUCAUUUAACGGGAAAUCUCUUCAUGGGGACUUUCCGUCUCCCACAGGACAAGUGGACAAAUGAACUGGAGACAAGAAAUAGCCCAUUUCCAACAAUCCAGUUCCCCGCCCACAUUAUUUAAGACUUCUUUGAUCAGGAACUGUCCUUCACAAUCAUGUUUAUUGAUUUGUUUUGAAUGCUUUUUACGACAUAAUAAAAUGUGUUUUAUUUAA
Syngnathus typhle (broad-nosed pipefish) is the source of this 1349-nucleotide messenger RNA. It is a transcript of the gene slx1b, whose product is annotated as SLX1 homolog B, structure-specific endonuclease subunit. Gene Ontology annotation, molecular function: crossover junction DNA endonuclease activity; 5'-flap endonuclease activity. Bases 344 to 1258 code for a protein of 304 amino acids. Gene Ontology annotation, biological process: double-strand break repair via homologous recombination. Gene Ontology annotation, cellular component: Slx1-Slx4 complex. The transcript is spliced from 4 exons. Lineage: Eukaryota; Metazoa; Chordata; Actinopteri; Syngnathiformes; Syngnathidae. The record is from RefSeq and is a predicted model, not a curated record.